Messenger RNA from Drosophila kikkawai, 769 nucleotides. It is a transcript of the gene wac, whose product is annotated as wee Augmin. The record is from RefSeq and is a predicted model, not a curated record. Lineage: Eukaryota; Metazoa; Arthropoda; Insecta; Diptera; Drosophilidae.
ACUGAACUAUGUCCAAAAUUAGAAAGCACUGUGGUCACACUUUCCCUUCGAAUUGACAAGCAUUUUUGAGCAUUUUUCAUUUUCCUUCGCAUUUCGUCUUUUUCUUUCAUUAAAAAUGGAGAACUUGAAGCUGCAGGAGGAAAUCAAAGAGUUGAAGGCCUUGGGUGAUCACUACGAAAAACAGUUGAAGCUGGCGGGCAUCGAGUUGAGUGACUUUUCCUCGGAAGACAUGGCCCUUCUUGAUAAAUGCGUGGACCUCGCUGUAGAUUCGCAAGUCCAUGCCUUGGACCUGAACUAUUUGCGCGAGUUGCACUCUACCAAGAAGAGGGACAGCAUCGAGAACAAGCUGAUCAAGGCAAAGAAACAGAUUGAGCUGCGCAAAGUGAAGUCGGACAUUGACGAGGCAGCUCGGGAUGUAGCCGUUCUAGAACGUUAUAUGUCUGCCGCCGAAGAGCGUUUGAUUCCGGAAAGUGAGGUUGUGCAGAAAACUAACGUAAUGCUUGCCACCAAACAGGGCUUUUCGGACAGGCAAAAGAACUUUAAUGCACCGAAGGACUUUAACAUUGAAGGCAUUAUUGAUAAGGUGGACUCGCUGGACAGGCGCUAGGGAAGUCCUACUUGUUUUAUAGUAUUUGCUCAAACAAACAUUUUACACAAACAGAAAUGUCUGCAAAUUUCUUAAAGAUAUUUAAAUUUGCACCAAAGGAUCAUUAUUGAUAACAAAAAAAAAAACAAAAAACAAAUAUAACCCAAGUAAUUAGUGAUGGCA